Papilio machaon (common yellow swallowtail) is the source of this 2097-nucleotide messenger RNA. RefSeq names its product prolyl 3-hydroxylase sudestada1 (gene sud1). Gene Ontology annotation, molecular function: L-ascorbic acid binding; iron ion binding; 2-oxoglutarate-dependent dioxygenase activity. Bases 88 to 2058 code for a protein of 656 amino acids. Lineage: Eukaryota; Metazoa; Arthropoda; Insecta; Lepidoptera; Papilionidae. The record is from RefSeq and is a predicted model, not a curated record. The transcript is spliced from 8 exons.
CAACGUCAACAAAAUUUAAGGUUAGGCGUCGCAUCAUUUUGUUUCGCAUUGUUUUUGUUACAUAUUAUGUAGUAUUUAGAAGUAACAAUGCACUCGCCGAGUAAAGAUAGUGAAGAACCAACAUCCUCAAGUCUGCCUGAGACGCAAGAUGCCGGUAGCAGCAGCAGCUCAUCGACGGCGGCGUCGCAAACGCGACCGCCCGCCAAGCGCCCGUUUACAAGCACUGUUAUAGAAAUUUCGGAUACUGAAAGUGACGAUUCAGAUGUAUGUGCUGUUAACUCAUAUCAGGCAUCAGCCGAUGAGGUGAAAAGAAUACGUGGAACUGAAUACUCAUCGUCAUCAUCGUCAUCAGACUACAGCUCCGACUCUGAGGAGUCACUGGAGGAUGACUCCAUACUGAUAGAAGACAAAGUGCAGAUCAAAGUAGUCAAGAAGCAACUCAACCCACGAGCACACAGAAUGGAUGACCCAAAAUUGAAUCCAUCAUUAAAGAGUGAAGAACUAAAGACUAAAUUAAAGAAUCACUGGGUGGAAAAGAAAGACUAUUCCUGUGAAGAUGUGACAUUGACAUGUGACCCGUUCCGCCUGUGCCUGCUGCACGAGCUGCUGGCCAACAAGGAGAUCAUCAACAACAUUGUGGACGACAUGAACACUAUGGACUGGUCACGCAAGAAAAUGGAUCUCUAUGAAUUCCAUCAAACUACUGACCUCUCCAACUUGACUUGGCAGAGAAGUAUUCGGGGAAUUUAUGAACUACUCAAGACAGAAGUUAUGAGCUGGGUGUCGGAGGUGACGGGGUUGCAGCUGGAGUCAGUGUCGGCCUCAUGCUCACUGUAUGGGCCGGGUGACCAUCUUCUGGUGCACGACGACCUGCUGGCCGACCGCCGCGUCGCUUUCAUCCUCUACCUGGCGCCGCACGAACCCCCCGCACCGCCCCCCGCGCCGCCUCCCGCCUCGCCCCCCGCCUCGCCCCCUGCGCUCUGCGACGUCACCGAGCUCACCAAUGGUGACAAACAGACGGCGCGGGAGGUGACGCGGGAGGUGACGCGGGAGGUGACGCGGGAGGUGACGCGGGAGGUGACGCGGGAGGUGACGCGGGAGGCGGUGCAGGAGGCGGGGCUGCGCAUGCGCGGGUGGGCGGAGCACAUGGGCGGGGCGCUGGAGCUGCUGUCGCAGGACGCGGAGGGCCGCGCGGGCCGCGUCGUGCGCCGCGUCUUCCCGCGCAACAACAUGCUCGCCUUCUUCAAGGUCGGACACGACUCCUUCCACCAGGUGGCGGAGGUGCUGUCGCUGGAGCUGCCGCGGCUGUCCAUCAACGGCUGGUUCCAUGGCCCCGCGACCUCGCCCGCGCGCGCCUCCCCGCCCGCAGGCCUCGCCCCGGCGGCUCCGGUGCCGCCGCACUCGGAGCCGCCGCCGCUGAGCGAGUGGGUGCAGCCGGCGUACCUGAAGCCGCGGGUGCGCGCGGAGGUGCAGGCGCAGAUGGAGCGCGCCAGCGAGGUCAGCCUGCACGGCCUGCUGCCGCCGGACAAGUACCGCGACCUGCUCGACGCGCUCGACCGCCCCGAGGUGCAGUGGGAGGAGGCGGGGCCGGCGGAGCGGCGGCGCUACCGGCGGGUGUCGGCGAGCUGGGCGGCGGCCGAGGGCGGGGGCGCGGUGCGGGACCUGCUGCGGCUGGCGGGCAGCGCGCCCUUCGUGCGGCUGCUGGCGGACUGCACCGACCUGCAGCUCACCGGCUACACGCGCCUCGAGCUGCAGCAGUGGCGUCCCGGGGACUUCACACUGCUGCCGGGGCGGGCGGAGUACGGGCGGGCGCGGCUGGAGGCGCUGCUGUACUGCGGCGUGGCGCGGCGCGUGUGCGGCGGCGGCACCACCUACGUGAGCGUGGAGGAGGAGGGCGGGGGCGAGGGCGGGGCGCUGCUGACGGUGCCGCCGCACAGCAACGCGCUCAGCCUGGUGUACUGCGACGCGGGCGCCGCCGGCUUCACCAAGUACUACGGCAAGCUGCCCGCGCGCCCCGGAGACCGCUUCUACCUGCUCUCCUGCACCUACGUCGAGUGACGCCGCGCCCUCACCACACCCCCACCACACCCCCACCAC